AUGUCUGGAUCAGCCUUUGAACUAGGAGAGGAAGAUAUCGGGAGAGGAUGCUGUGACAUUGGUGGUGUUAGUUUGGAAGUUGACUGUCUCUUCAAGUGGAAGGGCAGGCCGGACAGAGGAUCCCCGGAAUGGCCUUCAUCUGACACGACAAGCAAGCCUGUGCCCCCGAAUAACGAACGUGCAGUCACCGAGUGCUGUUACCGUGUCCUGGCCGAGAGAAGUCCUGUGCGCACCUCCAACGUUUCCCAGCGUGGAAUUCUAAUGCCUUCCCGUGAUCCUCCUCCAGCCAGACCGGAGUUGAGCCCAGCCUCCACAGAGAAGAGGCCGGUUCUGGCCCCCCCAUGGAGCGUGGAGCAUAGCAGCCCAAGCCUUCCCACUAGCGUUGUCUCCGGGUCCACCCCAUCUGAGCCACCUGUGUCUCCCACCGCUGCUCCCAGGACAGUGAAACAACUGGUGUCCACUGGAGAUAAUCUAAUAACUUUACCAGAAAAUGAAGUUGAACUGAGUUUUGUUGUGCCGGCGCCUCCCGCAGAGACCACGUACAGCUAUGAAUGGAGCUUGCUAAGCCACCCGGUAGACUACCGAGAUGAAAUAAACGAAAGACACAUGCAAAUGCUUAAUCUUUUAUUUCUGUUGCAGUUGUCAGCAGGACUUGAUGCGUUCAAGGUAGCGGUUUCCGGUGAAAAUGCCUUUGGAGAAGGAUAUGUCUGUGUCACUGUUCGGCCAGCCAGAAGAGUCAACCUACCCCCCACGGCAGUGGUUUCUCCCCAGAUGCAAGCGCUCACCCUGCCUUUGACGUCAGCUUUCAUCGACGGCAGCCAUGGUACAGACGACAUGAGAAUAGUGAGUUAUCGCUGGGAGGGAAUUAAUGGCCCCUUCAGAGAGGAGACCCCCGCCAAGUCCCCCAUCUGUCUGUCUAACCUUGUUCCCGGAAACUAUACUUUCAGAUUGACUGUUACAGACUCGGAUGGAGCCACUGACUCCACAACUGCAGUCCUCAUGGUCAGCGGUGCUGUGGACCAUCCGCCGGUUGCCAACGCAGGACCAAAUCAGACCAUAACUUUGCCCCAAAACUCCAUCUGUUUGAAUGGAAAUUGGAACAGUGAUGAUCAUCAUAUUGUCCUCUGUGAGUGGUCCCUGGGUCCUGGGAGUGAGAGCAAAGAGGUGGCCAUGCAGGGCAUCGAGACACCAUACCUUCAUUUGUCUGAAAUGCAGGAAGGAAACUAUACGCUCCAGCUGAUGGUGAGAGAUUCUUCAAGACAGCAGUCCACUGCUGUGGUCACUGUGACUGUCCAGCCUGGUCAAGCGGCAGUGGAGAUGGGGAAUAGUGACAAGGCUGUCGCCACCGUGAGCAGGCUUCCGGUGGGCAUGCACCGCUUCCGCCUGACGGUGACAGGCCGGCGGGGGCUGAGCAGCGCCAGCAUACUCACUGUGGCCGUGAGGAAGGAAAAUAAUAGCCCUCCCAGAGCCCAGGCUGGUGGCCGGCAUGUGCUUGUGCUUCCCAAUAACUGCAUUACUUUGGACGGUUCAAGGAUUGUGUCCCACCUGUGGAUCCGGGACGGCCAGAGCCCAGCUGGGGAUGCCAUUGGUGCCUCUGACCGCACCGCAGCCGUGCGGCUCACCAAUCUGGUGGAGGGCGUCUACACGUUCCACUUGCAAGUGGCUGACAGCCCGGGGACCGCGGACACGGACACUGCCACCAGGGAAGUGCGACCGGACCCCAGGAAGAGUGGCCUGGUGAAGCUGGUCCUGCAGGUGUGCGUGGGGCAGCUGACGGGGCAGCAGAAGGACAUGCUCGUGAGGCAGCUGACGGCGGACGUUCAGGUCCAGAAGAUCCAGGCCCACUCGGGUCUCAGCACCGCGACUGUGUUUUCUGUACAGACCGGGCCGCCGUCCGUGGUUCUCGAAGCUGCCGACGUGGUGCGGGGUCUGCAUAGACAGCUCCCCGAGGAGAAGGAGGAUUUCUUGCUUUUCACCGUCUUGAGGGUUGACACAGCAGACUGCCUUCUGGAGUCCUCCGGCCUCAGCCACUGCGACCCCGUCACAAAGCUCUGUGUGUGCUCUCCACUGUGGGUGGAGAACCCGAUGGAAUGUUACUUCCAGGACAGGGAAAGCAACUGUGAGUGGAGUAUGGUCUCCAUAACCUCCGUGGUUCUCACCCUUCUGACACUAACAGGGGGCUUGUCCUGGCUUUGUAUCUUCUGCUGAAAGAGACGAGAGAGGACCGAAAUAAGGAAGAAUACCAGGUAUGCCAUCCUGGAUAACAUGGAUGACCAGGACAGAACGGAGCUGAGGCCCAAAAACGGUAUCAAACACCGAAGCACGGAGCACAACUCCAGCCUGAUGGUGUCCGAGUCUGAGUUUGACAGUGGUCGGGACACAAUCUUCAGCUGAGAACGGAUGGAGAGAGGGGAUCCAAAAGGUUCUAUGAAUGGUUCCGUCAGAAACGGGGCUUCCUUCAGCUAUGGCUCCGAGGACAGAUGA
This is a messenger RNA of Puma concolor (puma), 2484 nucleotides long. The record is from RefSeq and is a predicted model, not a curated record. NCBI's taxonomy places the organism in Eukaryota, Metazoa, Chordata, Mammalia, Carnivora, Felidae.